Molecule: messenger RNA, 515 nt
Organism: Solanum dulcamara
Lineage: Eukaryota; Viridiplantae; Streptophyta; Magnoliopsida; Solanales; Solanaceae
Exons: 2
Coding region: 54-401 (115 amino acids)
Source: RefSeq, a predicted model, not a curated record
CACCUUUCAAAAUUCACAACUAUAGAUAAAUCCCUGCAAUUAACAUAUACAAUAUGAAAUUUUUAUCGGAAUUGAGUACGUGUUGUGGCAGUGCCACCAUCAAGACGGUGGUGGAUGGGCCACUGCCGGAAGAAAACGAGGAGGAGUCGGAGCUGAUAAAUCGAUCGGUGAAUAGACGUAUGGUUUCUCAGGGAAGGAAAUUAAGGAAAACAGAGAAUUGGAAACCGGCACUCCACGUCAUCUCCGAGGACAAAACGAUCGCUGACUUUGAUCGUUCCGGCAAUAAAAGAGCCUCAAAAAAUGGCGUCAAAUCUGGUCGACCACCGAAGAGGUUCGGCGACAGUUACUGGAAAAUGUCAUACGCGGUUGCCAUGCCUGCUUUUUCAGGAAUGCUAUUUUAGUAUUGAGUUCUGUUGUUGUCAUGUCCUUGUAAAUAAUUGCUCCUCCUUUUUCUUUUUUUUUUAUUUCUUUCACUUUUUUGUUUACCUCCUUGGAAAUUUAACAAAAGUAAAAAU